UGAUGUGAACUAAUAUAUGAUGUCGUGAAGCUGAUGUCGAUGGUAUAAAAGCAAACACACUUUCUACGAGACUUAAGAUCGUCGUCGACUUUUGCAGCAAAAAGCAGGUCUCUUUUCCUACUUAUCAACAUGCAGAAAAAUUUCAUCACUUUGAUGUUGCUGGUGGCAGCCGUUACUUCAGCCACUUUGGAUCCGACCAACGUCGACGCCUUUGCCGACUGGAUGCCACUAGAAUCUCCUAGCAAUUACCGUAUCGAUUCUCGUAUGCGCAGGCAAGUUCCUUCUACCGAUGCCAAAGAGGAAGCAUCAGCUUCAAGCGAUGUGCCUAUUAUUGACGGAUCCACUCUUCUAAAGGAAUUGGCAUCUGUUCAGAGUCCUACCACUUGCAUCAGACAGGCAAGUUCAGCCAUUAGCUUGCCCAUAGACACUUCGGCCAUUUCUAUUUCUCUCAACAGCUGCAUUUUCAUUGGUUUGAAGCUUUCCAUCGUCAUCAACAUUCUGGAUCCCGUCGCCUGCAGCAAAAUCUGCGCCAGUAACUCCGAUUGCACCCAUUUCACUCACGAACCUCUCCAGAACGGAGGCACCUGCACGCUGCACAAAGCUCCUGGUUUGGGUAACGAGUGGUCGUCCCCCGCACCCCGAAGCUCAGGCGCCACCUGCGGUUACGUCCCCAAGGACAAGUGCGUUUCUAGCGAUGGAUCGCUUCUGAACUUGUGCCUUUAUCUUGCUUUGAAGAUUAGACUUGGUUUACUUUAAACUGCAAAAAUGAAAACGAUAGCCUAAUAAGCCUAUCAGCUUACGUGUUAUGUUGAAAGGCUAGCCUAUAUGAUUUUCACUUGGGAUUUCUUUGGAUUAUUUCGUUUUGGUUUUCUUUCGGGCAUUAUGGAAUACACCUACUUUAGCGGCAGUAUAAAACUUUCGCACGUUUGAUUCAAAACAGUGUUUUUACAUGUCAUGAUUUCCAUAUUAGACCUAUAGUCAUUUUGGCCUAUUACGACGGGUAUCUUCGAAAAAAGAAUAGGCCUACGUUCCUUGGCUAUUUGC
Molecule: messenger RNA, 1044 nt
Organism: Daphnia magna
Lineage: Eukaryota; Metazoa; Arthropoda; Branchiopoda; Diplostraca; Daphniidae
Exons: 3
Coding region: 130-756 (208 amino acids)
Source: RefSeq, a predicted model, not a curated record